Molecule: messenger RNA, 921 nt
Organism: Micromonas pusilla CCMP1545
Lineage: Eukaryota; Viridiplantae; Chlorophyta; Mamiellophyceae; Mamiellales; Mamiellaceae
Exons: 2
Coding region: 1-765 (254 amino acids)
Biological process (GO): translation
Cellular component (GO): ribosome
Molecular function (GO): structural constituent of ribosome
Source: RefSeq, a predicted model, not a curated record
AUGUCUUCCGUCUCGCUCUCUCUGUCCGCCCGCUCGGCCGUCGCGGGCGCGAAGGUCCCCGUUCGCCGCGCGCGCGCUGCCGCGGCGAAGGCGACGGGACCGGUCGACGUCCUCGCCGCCGCGGUCGAAAAGGUGUCGUUCGACGGCGCGACGAAAUCAACCGCGGACCUCACCCUCAAGACGGCUCGCGCCGACGUCGCGAAGGGCCUCGUGCACAAGUACGUCGUCAUGGUGCGCCAGAACGCGCGCAGAGGGACCGCGAGCACGCUCACGAAGUCGGAAGUCCGCGGCGGCGGGCGCAAGCCGUUCAAUCAGAAGGGCACGGGCAACGCGCGCGCGGGGUCGAUUCGUUCGCCGCUCAAACCGGGCGGCGGCGUCUCGUUCGGACCCAAACCAAAAGACUGGUCGAUCAAGAUGAACAAGAAAGAACGCCGCCUCGCGAUGGCGACGGCGAUUCAGAGCGCGGCGGGGAGCAUGAUCGUUGUCGACGACCUCGGCGCGAACGUGUCCGUCGCGAAGACGAAGACGAUGGCGAACGCGUUGAAGGCGUGGGGCGUCGAGGAGGGCGAAAAAGCGUACGUCAUCACGAAGGACGCGUCGGACGCGGUGAAGUUGUCGACGCGUAACAUGGCGAAGGUGGUGCAGAGCGACAUCUCGCACCUGAACGUGUACGACGUGUUGAACGCGGAUAAGGUUGUCGUGGAGGAGAGCGCGCUGAAGUACAUCAACGACUUUUACGGCGCGGAGGGGGGCGCGUGGGCGUGAAUGGAGGGUGCGCGAAUGGAUGUGAAAUGAUUCGGCUCGAACGGAUGGACGUUAUACGACUCCACGCCGCGGGGGUCGGACCAGACCACGCGAUUAUUUCGACCGCGACGCGAAAGCGAUAGGCUGAUUGACUGUAAAAAGCGAAGCGUUCACCAU